This is a messenger RNA of Pseudoliparis swirei, 7077 nucleotides long. RefSeq names its product LIM domain 7a (gene lmo7a). Gene Ontology annotation, molecular function: protein binding. The transcript has 34 exons. Gene Ontology annotation, biological process: regulation of signaling; regulation of cell adhesion. NCBI's taxonomy places the organism in Eukaryota, Metazoa, Chordata, Actinopteri, Perciformes, Liparidae. The record is from RefSeq and is a predicted model, not a curated record. Bases 459 to 6413 code for a protein of 1984 amino acids.
CGUUCACCUGGAAGCCGCUCACCCCCCACCCCCACGGGCGAAACCAAACUCGGGGCCGAGGUGCAGCCCGCCGUCGCUAGCCGCGCGCAGUGUCUCUGGAUACAAAGCGACGCGCGCGCGCCACAGGUGUGCCGGAUGAAAGGACCCGGGGCCGGCCGCCCGCGCGAGGGGAAUGACGCGCUGCCGGUCCAAAGUGCAUUCAGGCGAGCGGCGGGCCGGGUGGAAAUAACGAACAAUAAGAGGCGGUUUUUUUAAUGAAUGAGGAAUGUGAUUUACACGUUUUACCGGCCCGUGCUCUCAUUAGUCUCGUCUAGUUUUUUUUCUCUCUUUUUUUUUUGUAUGUGUGUGCCUCUGUUGUGUCUGCUGGUUUCGGACCGGCCCACAUUUGAUAUCCUCGGACUCUCCGUGUAGGAACCCAUUCGGUCCCGCCGGUGCAGCUCGGAUAACACGUUACCGGGAUGGAAUGGCGCGAGCGGUCCGCGGUCAGCUGCGACGAAGCCUACGUGGAGGCGCAGAGGUGGAUCGAGGCAGUCACAGAGAAAAAAUUCGGGAGCGAGGACUUCCGAUCGGCGCUGGAGAACGGAGUUCUGCUGAGCGAACUGAUCAACCAGAUCUCGCCUGGUGUCAUCAGGAGGGUCAACCGGCUGCCCACACCCAUCGCCGGACUGGACAACCUCAACGUCUUCCUCAAAGCCUGCAGGAAGCUCGGACUAAAGGAGGCGCAGCUCUUCCACCCGGGGGACCUCCAGGACUUAUCCACCAGAGUCACAGUCAAGCAUCAAGAGACGAACAGGAGGCUGAAAAAUGUGCUGAUCACCAUUUACUGGCUUGGUAGAAGAGCUCAGUGUGACCGUCUCUACGAUGGACCCUACCUGGACCUGAAGGCCUUUGAGGGCUUGCUGGGCGCCGCGCUGUCCAAGGCUCUGCAGGAAACGUCCGGUCAGAAAGGCGGCAGAGACAGCGGUUUUGGAGACAGCUGGUGCUCAGAGCGAGAGGAGCUCUUCCAACUGAAAGAGGGAGGAGGACCCAGGAGAGACGACUCCCCAGACAGCUUGGACUCUUUGAGCUCCCGACCACACAGCAUCUCCUCUGACUCCACUCUUAAAGGCAGCCGCGAGGGUUGUUGCAGCGACCCGGAGGCCGACUCCGUCGUCAGGAUGGCCGAAAACAAGAGCGGUCUCAGCUACCGCCGGUCGGUGACCCUCACGCCCAAGGCCACGUCCCAGUUUAACCAGUUCCUGCCCACCAAAGACAAAUCCAUGGCCUACGUGCCCGCUCCGCUGAGGAAGAAACGGGCCGAGCGCAACGAGGACAGCCGGCGCAGCUGGGCCAACCCGGCGUACUCGGAGGACGACGCCACCCUCACCAGUGAAACGAGGCUCCGCGGCCCGGCGGCCCCGAGCGCCUCGCCCGCCGCCGCGCCUCACCUGCAGUGGGUCUACGAGUACGAGAGCGGCAGCGACUCGGACGCCGACCGGCCCGACCCGGACCUGGUCCUGGACGACCUCGCCGGCAGACGCUUCCACAGCCCCUCCCCGGCUCCCCCCGCCAACUUCGCCGUGCCCGCCGGUCCCCUGGCGGCGGCGGGCUGCCCCCGGCCCCCUCCGGUCACUAUGGCGCCCCGUGUUGCCCCCCGGCCGAAUGCGAGCGGCCUCAGCGGGGGAGUGCGCCCCCCCCAGCCGGGCUCCGUGGGGGCGGACCGCCGCCGGCCCGUGUCCGCCGACAGCCUGUUCAGGGAGAUUUACGACGACUCCGAGGACUCCGAGGACGACGUGGGCUACGCCGACCCCGUCCAGGACGACCUCUACUCGCGCAAGAUGGGCGUCCAACCGCAGCCGACGGCGGCCGCCGGGUCCUUUGACAAGUUCUUGCCAAAGUUCUGGACGCCCGAAGAAGACACACACGUACAGAAGAUCAAACUGGGCUCUCAGAAGAGACCCUGGUACAAGAAGAUGCAAGGCUUCAGCUAUAAGAAGUCGGGCUCUUCGUCGGACGAUUCCGACGGCGACGUCGGCCCUCGGCUCUCCUCCUCCUCCUCCUCCGCCCGCCCCCCCUCCGGCCCCCCUCCCCCUCACACCCGCACGCACCAGGCCUCGGCUCACGCCGGCCUCGCGGCGGGCAAAAGUCCUCGCAUCCCAGCACCGUACACUCUCCCACACCCCCCCCUGUUAGCGACCCCCCCUCUGACGUUUGCCCCGGUGGACCCGUCUUCGGGCCCCCGGCUGGUCAAAUGUGAGCGCUGGCCCCUCCUGGGGCGCCAGGACCCCCGCGAGCCCCCGGACCCCUUCGAUUACGAGAGCAUGGUCCCCGACCUGGAGAACGACGACAUGUUCGCCAGGCGAACCCUGACCUUCCGGGCCAACGCGGACCUGGCCGUGAUGAAGACCCGGCUGUCGGCCCACCGCCGGCCCUACUCGUCCGAGCCGCAGCUCAACAUCGUCACCCGGCGGCACGACGACGCCGCCGCCGGCCAGGAGGAGCACUACCCCGAUAUCGAGCAGGACGACGUGGUCUAUCGCAGGGAGAGAGCCCAGCGGGCUCAGCACCAGCGGCCCCUCUCGGGAGCACCGGACCACUACGCCCCCAUGGCCGUCCCGGAGCCGUGGGCCCUGCCCCCCGAUCUCAAGGCCAGACUCCUGUGCCCCCCGUGUCCUCUGACCCGCGAGGCGGCGGCGGCAGACGAACACGACGGGGCCGCGGAGGAGGCGCGGCCUAAAACGGACGACAUGCUCGUCCGGAAACUCUGCGCGCAGGGAAAUGCGCCGGCCAAUCAGACGACGCCCUCGCCGCCUCCUUCCUGCAGCGAGGGCGACCUGCGGAGGAUGCAGGAGAUCAGGGAGGCCAGUCGGCUGAGAUACAAGAGGAGGCUCCUGGUGGAGAGGCUGAUAUACAGUGUGUACGGAAAGAGUAAAUCAACCAGCGACAUCCUGGCGGACUCCGGCGUCGACCGGCAGUCUCGCUACGAGGAUCUGCAGAAGCAGCGCGAGCAGAUAAAGGACACGGAUGAUAAGUGGCAGGAUGACCUGAGCAAAUGGAAGAACCGGCGCCGGAGCGUCAACUCUGACAUCGUGAAGAAGAAGGAGGAGAGGGAGAAGACGGAGCAGGACACGUCCGGCGGCAGGAGGUCCAAGACCUUACGGGAGAUGCAGGAGGAGAGGGAGAAUAAAGGGAAGAACAGCGUCGGCAGUCGCUUCGGUUCUCUGUCUUACCUGGACGACGAAGUCGUGUUCGACCAAGCGGUCCCCUCCGCCCGGCCCCGAACGCUCCCCGCCCGGAGCUUCACCGUUGACGCUCCUUUCUAUUCCUCCCAAUCCCCCGAGCCUCCUCUGAAAGAGGACCGACCCCCCCCCGCCGCCGCCGACCCCCCGGCUACCGGCAGGGCCGCUUUCCCUCCCACCUCACAGGGGGUUGAGACUCUGGACAGCCCUGCAGGCAGGGUCACCACCACCACCGCCAGCGCCAGCGCCAGCGCCAGCCGCAGCUUUUCCCACAGGUCCCAGCCUCCGGCAGCUGAAGCACCGUUACCGAGUCCAGUCUCUGUACGCCGCGGCACCGGAGAGGCGGAGGAGCCAGCGGCCGCCGUCUCCUCUCGGAGCGCCCCGCCGCCGCCGAAGGGGCCCGAGCCGAGGCGCCCAUUGUUGCACCGACAGGCCGAGGCCCCCUCCUCCGGUUCUCCGUACGAACAGCGACCGCAGCCCGGCUCCAUGGAACCCAAGCCUCCCGGGGCGUCUCGGGUGUCCGCCUCCCUGCCCAGGAACUACCAGAGACCGGAUAGCGCUCGUCUGACCUCCAUCGUCGCGCCGCGGCCCUUCGGGACCCAGUCGUCCCGCCUCGCCUCUCUUCCCCGAGCCGUGACGGUGGACGACCCCCAGAAGCGCGUCAACGGCGACGCCGCCGCCGGCAAGCCGGUGGUGCCGAGCCGCUAUCAGCAGUUCGCGGAGGAGGACGAGCGCCGGUCUCAGUCCGGCUCGGCCCACAGCAGCGAGGAGGAGGAGGAGGAGGAGGAGGAGGAGGAGGAGGAAGGAGAGGGCAAGACUUAUCCUCAGAGCGUCUCCUCUCCUCAGAGCGUCUCCUCUCCUCAGGCCAAGACCGCAGCCCCACUCAGUCCGGCUCCAGCCAAAGAAACCAGCCAGGAGAACUUCUGCGAGUCGCGCAUCAGCCUGAACCAGAAGCCCAACAGCAGCAGAGACUUUGGCUUCCAGGCGGCCUGGGACUCCACCGGAGCUCGCGUGGCGUCCAUCCAGCCAGGCAGCCCGGCCGAGAUGUGCCCGCUCCAGGUCGGGGACGAGGUGCUGACGGUGAACGGCCGCCAGGUGGCAGAGAUGAGCUACACGGGCUGGAAGUCCUGCAUGGAGGAGGCGCUGCAGGAGGGCAGCCUGGUCAUGGACAUACGGCACCACGGCAGGAACAGCUGGGACAGAGCUCCGCCCCCCUCGCCGUUUACAGUCCAUAAGACCAUCAAUCUGACCAGUGUGGUCCAUCCGGUGCUUCUAGGUUCCCCCGAGGCCGUCGGCCCCAUCCUGGACUUCACCUCGGGCGCCUCUGUGGAGAAGCUGCCGCACAGAGAGGCCGCCGCCCACCCGGUGCUGGACGUGACUUCAAACGGAGUCAACGGAGGUUUCCGUGAGCAGGAGGUGACGAUGAGGAGCAAAGACUCAGAACCCAUAUCUAUGAAAAACUUAAAACGGAGGUCAGAGUUUUUUGAAAAAGGAGGAUCAGAGUCCGCGAUGCCAGAUAUCCCCGUCCCCUCCAUCAUCCCGUCCUCCAGCCGCUGGUCCUGGGACCCGGAGGAGGAGCGCAAAAGACAAGAGAAAUGGCAGAAGGAGCAGGAGCGCCUCCUACAGGAGAAAUAUAAACGCGACCAGGAGAAGCUGCAGGAGGAGUGGCUGAAGGACCAGGAGGAGGUGGCCAGGAGCGCCGACCAGCAGGAGGAGGUGAGCUCCGGCGGUCCACUCUCGUACCUUUCUCCCGCCGGCCGGCCGGCCACGCCUCCAUGGGUGGAGCAGGAGAGAAAAAGGAAGCAGGAGCUCGAGGGCCUGCGGCAGGCGGAGGAGAAGAGGAAGAGGGAGGAGGAGGAGAGGAAACGGAGGGAGGAGAUCGAGCGCCUGCGGCAGGCGGAGGAGAGGAGGAUGAGGGAUGAGGAGGAGCGCGACCUGCGGCGGCUCCAGGAGGAGAGGGAGACGAGAGACAGGCAGCAGCAGCAGGAGGAGGAGAGGAAGAGCAGGGAGGAGGAGGAGCUGAGGUGGCAGCGCAGGAAGGAGGAGGAGAGGGAGGAGGAGAAGAGGCGGUGGCAGGAAGCUGCGGAGCAGCAGCAGCAGCGCAGGGAGGAGGAGAGAGCCUUGGCGGAGCAGCAGAGGGCCGCCAGCUUUGCCAGUGUGACUCCGUCCCUGUCCUUCACUGACAGGAUGAAGUCUCAAUCAUCUCCCCAGCUUGAUGAAGAGGAGAAGCCUCCAAGUAAAGGUGUGUUUGUGCGGCCGGGGGUCUCGGCUCUCCGGCAGGAGGAGGAGGAGGAGCAGGCGAGGAGCGCCCGCGACAAGGAGGCCCGGAGUCAGCGGGCGGCGUCCGAGCUGGAGAUGGAGAGGAGGAACAUCCUCAACAUCAUGAGAUACAGAGAGCCCGAGAGAGCAACGGGCGCCGUGGCGGCCGAGAAGAAGGCUCAGCUGUCGGCGUCGCAGGCGGAGCAGGAGCGCCAGCAGAUCCUCAACGAGAUGAAGAAGAAGACCCCGCUGCUGAUGGACAGGAGCUGGAUCCGCCAGCGCUCCGCCGCUGCCGCCGCCGCCGCCGCCGCCGAGGAGUCCGACGGGCCCCCCAUGCGCAGAGGCGAGUCUCUCGACAACUUGGACGCCUCCUACAACUCGUGGCGCUCGUCGUGGACGCCCAGAGGCAACGCCUACGCCCAGGGCCACGCCCGGCCCAACUCGGCGCUGUCCGGCGGCGCCGGCUUCUACGGCGGCGGGGCGGCGGCGGCGGGGGUCCAGCGGCCCGUCUCCUCGGCCCUGCCUUCCUCCUACUCCAUGGGCUCCCUGCGGGCCGGGGUGGGAGGCCCCCCCCCCUCCUCCUCCUCCUCCUCCUCCUCCUCCUCCCCUUGGUGCCGGCAGUCGCCGUCGCCCUCGCCGUCACCCGCCACCUCCCCGGACACCACGUCUGAGGGCGGAGGCCCCCCGCAGCAGCGGAGCAGGUCAGUGAGUGGCAGGAAAGUGUGUACGUUCUGUGACACCCCGCUGGGCAAGGGAGCGGCCAUGAUCAUCGAGUCGCUCGGGCUUUGUUAUCAUUUGACCUGCUUCAAGUGCAUCGACUGCAAGUGUGACCUCGGAGGGUCGGCAGCCGGCGCCGAGGUCAGAAUACGAAACAAGCAUCUCUUCUGUAACGCCUGCUACACGCGAUUCAAAGCCGGCCAGCCAACCACCAUGUGACGUGACGGUGCUCCAGCAGAUUGACGAGGAGAGCACGUUGGAAAACAACCCGUGAGCCCUGUACGCCGACGCCUCUGCAAACCUCAGGGGGGGGUGGGGACCGGGGUGACAUGAUUGGGGGGGGGGGGGGGGGGCAUACUGCCACGGAUAUAUUCCCGGUCGACUCACUGUCGAGAAUUAUAUCCCUUUUUUUAUUGUUCUGUUCCCGUGUGUGAUCGAGAGGGUAAGCUUGCGAAGGAGUUAUCUACUUUAACCUGUUUUUAUCAUAUGAAGUAUUACGGCUCUACAAAAGGGUUCUGCAUGCAUCUGCAAAUUUUUAAAAAAUGAAAUGUUUUAACCACCAAACUAGUCAAAAGCGUUAAAUUGUUGAUAAGAUAAUUGGUCAGAUUUCUGCGCGUGUGUGUGUGCGUCCUCACUCUUCUUCUCAUUGUGAGUUGUGGUAUUACAUGUAUUCUCGUCUAUGUGCCUUUUUCAUCGGUGGGAUUAGCAAUUAUUAUUAUCAGAUUAUUAGGAUCCUUUCUAAGCAUAUUUAAAAGCACUUAUCUGGAGUUUUCACUGAUGGAUGGAGGAAUUGUACAUGAGUUGUAUGUGAAGAAUAUAUAUCACGCUACAUGGCAUCUCGAGGCAAACAGUAACAUUUGUAAAUAAAAUGACUAAACGCUCA